CAUUUACAUGCUUUGUAGUGCCUUGGGAAUUUCCAUUGGGUAAGCGACUACGCUCAUGACAUCUUCCAAACACUGAAGGAGUCCGAGAUGCGAAGGCGACGUAUCCGUUUCCUUUCCAGGCAAAUUGAUUAUAGGCCACAGCUCAUUCAACUCUGUCAGUUGAUCAUACGCACAUACAAACUCAGCCGUUGUGCACUGCAUCUGUCCAUAUACUAUCUGGAUCGCUUUAUGGAUGUCUACACGAUCAGAGCGGACAAGUUGCAGCUGGUGGCUCUCACCUGUCUGCACAUUGCAGCACAGAUCGAGAAUCGGGAUGCUUUUGUGCCACGCUACAGUGAUAUGAAUCGCAUUGUGAUGAACUCUUACACACUCUUCGAGUACAAGGCUGUGGAACGCAAGGUGCUCACAUUUUUCGACUUUCAACUGAUGCGACCCACCACAGCAAGCUUUAUAGAGAUGCUGUCGUGCAAGUAUGUGACCCGAGACGAUUAUGUAGACUACAUGAAGAGCUUGGAUGAAUCUCCGGUACUAGCCGAGAGUUUGCCGCGUUUUGAGAGCGUGGAACAAAUGAUGACGUCAUUGGCAUCGGUCCUAUUAUUAAUGGCCGACUAUACCCUUAACUUUUAUAAAUUAAGCAACGAUCUGCCUUCAUUGCUGGCAGCCGCCUGCAUUGCUGCAGUGCGUCAAGUGAGCGGAUUGCCAAAGGUCUGGACACCUUUUCUCACCAAGCUAACGUCCUACACCGAGAAUAUGGUUGAGCCAUAUAUCAAAAUCAUAACCCUUUAUCAUUUCUAUCAUAGUCCGGGCCACGUCGUGAGAAGCCACAAAUCGGAGACUUUGUGGCAAAGUCCCGAUUCCGGUUUCGAGGAGCAAUUGUUGCCACCACGCGUCAAAGUUGUUGCAGCGUCAAAAAUCGAGACCUUAAAUUUUAUAAGCUUGAAGUUGGAAGCGACUGAUAAAGAAAACACGACACGCAAGCUCAGUCGCGAUUAUCAAUACGAAGUGCAGGAUUCGAAGCGUUCGAAGUUGGAUCAGACCUAACACAAUGAUUUAAUUAGCUUUCGAAAAGCAACUAUAUAGUAGAUAAUAUAUUUAGAGGGAUUCUUGAACAAUGAAUGUUCAAGUUGAAGCUAAGUUUUUGAGUUUAUUAAAAAAUUUAUUCUUAAUAAGUUUAUUUACAAGAUGUACAUAUUGAUUUUUAAAAUAUGUACAUACUUAUAUACAAUACGGACGGCUGUGGCAAAUUUUGUGACAAAUCCAUCUGAAAGAAAAGAGCAUAAAAAUAAAACACAUUUCUUUUUGUUUUCCAUGAGAAGGCUUUCGGUGUUUUCUUUUUUAAUAUUGUUUGUAUAUAUUAGCUGUUUUGUUUUUUUUCUCUUAGUUAACUUGUGUUUUUAUGUUUUUGAUUUGUCGGCAUAAUUUUGUUUUUGGUUUGUUUUUCCAUUGUUUUUUUUUUUCUCAUUUAAAAUUAUGUUUUUAUACAAUUGGACCGAAAAUAGAUUUUCAUUUACAAUUUUUAAAG
Messenger RNA from Drosophila sulfurigaster albostrigata, 1522 nucleotides. It is a transcript of the gene CycJ, whose product is annotated as cyclin-J. Gene Ontology annotation, cellular component: cytoplasm; centrosome; nucleus. NCBI's taxonomy places the organism in Eukaryota, Metazoa, Arthropoda, Insecta, Diptera, Drosophilidae. Gene Ontology annotation, molecular function: cyclin-dependent protein serine/threonine kinase regulator activity. The record is from RefSeq and is a predicted model, not a curated record. Bases 88 to 1041 code for a protein of 317 amino acids. Gene Ontology annotation, biological process: regulation of cyclin-dependent protein serine/threonine kinase activity; mitotic cell cycle phase transition. The transcript is spliced from 3 exons.